ACUCCUACAUUUCAUAAUCUUCUGACUUAUUUUUUUUACCUCAGUGCCACUUUUCUGCAUGAAUCCCAUACCCCUUGAUUCCCUUAAACUCAAAAAUACAUUGAGCCCUUCUUUCAGAUAAACACAGUGACCGAGCCUUUAAAACCUUCUUGUGCAGACAGUUCCAAAGAUUCACCACCAGCUGGGAUGCAGAGGUUUCUUCUCAUGCUGGCCCUGAGUGUCCAGAUUCUGAGAAAGGUUGUAGACACCCCAGCCAGAGGAAACAUCAUCCCUGCAUCCACUCUGUGACUCACCUGGAGAAUUUUGCAUGUUUCAAUAAGUUCAUCUCUUAUUCUUUAAAACUCUGGGGAAUACAGGCCCUUCUUAAUCUCCGCUCAGUAUACACACUGCUAACUUCCUGAUUUAUAUGAUGCCCUACAUCACCUCUGCUAUAUUGGGUCCUAUAAACAAUUAGUGCCUAUGUUUUCCGCCCUUGUAGUUUUGCAGCUUCACCCAAACUGAUUCUAUUAACGUAGCGGUUAGUGCGACUGUAUUACAGUGCCAGCGACCCCGGUUCAAUUCCGGCCACUGUCUGUGAGGAGUUUGUACGUUCUCCCUGUGUCUGCGUGGGUUUCCUCUGGGUGCUCCGGUUUCCUCCCACAUUCCAAAGACGUACAGGUUAGGAAGUUGUGGGCAUGCUAUGUUGGCGCUGGAAGCCUGGUAGCACUUGCAGGCUGCCCCCAGAACACUCUACGCAAAAGAUGUAUUUCACUGUGUGUUUCAACGUACAUGUGACUAAUGAAGAAAUCUGAUCUUAUCUUAUUUCCCAAGCCGAGGUCCUUCCUCUCAAUAACAACCAACCAUUCCUUUCACAACCUCGGUAAACACCAACAGUCUAUUGCACAACUAUUUAUCACACCAACACAGCUUUCCCAGUAAAUGCCAAAGGCCAACAGUAGAAUAUCAAAUAACACAAGUGGUUCAUUACACAACUGCGAUAAGUGUUAACCAUCCAUUUCAGAGCCUGAGUAAACUUUAAUGGUGGCUUUCAGAACCUCAAUAAACAUUAAUGGCUCAAUAAACAGCACAGUCCCUUUCACAUCCCACUGACCAACAUUUGGUGUCUUACACAACCCCAAUAAACACCAAUGAUCUUCUACACAACUUAAUACAUUCUGAUGGUUCAUUUUACAAUGAACACUAACACCCCCAUUUAACAAUUCAAUUAAAACACUACUGAUCUAUUGCACAAUCCUAAUAAACAGCAAUAGUCUACUUGUCUCCAAUAAACAAUAAUGGUGCCUUAUACAGUGCUAGCCAACACUAAGAGCCCAUUUCACAACCCAACUUAACAUAAUUUAACUGAAUUAAAAACUAUUGUUCAACAAUACAAACUCAAUUAACAUCAAUAAUUCACCACAGAAAGCCUACAAACACUAUCUAUUUAUUAUAUAAGCCCAAUAAACACCAAAUGCCGUUACAGGAUCCACUAACCACCAGUCUCUGUUACAGAAGCCACAGAUAAACACUGUUUGCUUGUUACACAAACCCAUUAACUGAUAGCCAUCCAUAACAGGAACCACAUCAAAGUCAAAGCAUGGAGGACAAUCGAUUCCAUAACCCACCUCAAGCAAUGUAGAAGUUAAUGGACAAAAAGAUAAACGAGCUCUUCCAGACUGGAAUUUAUCGUUAAACUGAGGAUUAGCUGGGAGUUAAGUGGUGCAGUGUCAGCUCAGUGGCAGUUUCAGCGGGAUUCAGACCCCUAGAGAUCCCCCACAGGGAUUUCAGUGAGCCCAUUGAUCCUGAGCUGUGUUAUAGGGUGGAGGAAGCAGAUCUAACCUUUAAACGCAGUAACCGGAUGGAUCACUGGGGUAACGGUCAGACAAGGGUAGUUGGAGACACAUCGGAACAGGUUGUCAUCAGAAAUGCCGUCAAGAGUUUGGGGCAAGAUCAGUCAAGUCCUGGGUAAUGAAAUUAAAUUCGCUAUGAGAGAGCCCUUGGGACUCAGGUUGUGGCAGUUGGUGUCAGCCGUCAUGUUCAGCGUUGUUGCCAUUAUGGCGCUCAUCUUCCCCGACCGGCUGUACGACGCAGUCUUUGAUGAAGGUGGCUCGGGCAGUAAGAUAUCUGUGAGACUGUACGGAGGUGCCCUGCUCAGUCUGUCCCUCAUCAUGUGGAACGCGCUAUACACAGCGGAGAAGGUGGUGAUCCGGUGGACACUGCUCACAGAGGCCUGUUACUUCGCCGUGCAGCUUAUAGUUACAAGCAUCACGCUGUUUGAAGUGGGAGCACUGGCGUGGGGAGCAUCGCUACUGCUGUUCAGUCGGGGGCUCUUCAUCAUCAUCAGUGUCUAUUACUAUUAUCAAGUGGGCCUCAAGCCUAAGAAGGUGUGAGGAGCCGGUGGGAGCUGGUGCGACUGACCGAGAGAGUGCUGACCAUGCAAACUCUGAACCCCACGUCAAGGGAUUUAUUUUGUAAAUUUCUGCAUUGUG
Molecule: messenger RNA, 2468 nt
Organism: Pristis pectinata (smalltooth sawfish)
Lineage: Eukaryota; Metazoa; Chordata; Chondrichthyes; Rhinopristiformes; Pristidae
Gene: tp53i11b
Product: tumor protein p53 inducible protein 11b
Exons: 6
Coding region: 1905-2369 (154 amino acids)
Source: RefSeq, a predicted model, not a curated record